Molecule: messenger RNA, 888 nt
Organism: Photinus pyralis (common eastern firefly)
Lineage: Eukaryota; Metazoa; Arthropoda; Insecta; Coleoptera; Lampyridae
Product: RNA-binding protein pno1-like
Exons: 2
Coding region: 89-820 (243 amino acids)
Cellular component (GO): nucleolus
Molecular function (GO): RNA binding
Source: RefSeq, a predicted model, not a curated record
CACCAAUCAGAGCAGUGGAGUGACCUAACCUCUUUUGGUUGUUUUUAGCACGUGCCAUAAUUAUCAUUAUUUGGGAAGUGCCUUCAAAAUGGACAGUAAUUCAGUUAACAUAGACGCUGACAACUUCGAACCUGCAAAAAAGGGUGCAAAGCGUCGUGUCAAUUCUGUCGGUGAUGGAUCUAUGGAGGUGGAUUCUCAUAAUGGUAUCGAAGGUCGAAGUCGCAAUAAACCACCACGUGCAAAGCGAAGUAAAACAACCUCGUUUUCUGAAACUAAAGAAAAUGUACGUAAAAUUCCUGUACCAUCUCACCGAUACCCACCGUUGAAAGAAAAAUGGUUGAAAAUAUUUUCUCCGAUUGUGGAACAUCUGCAAUUGCAAAUUCGCUACAAUGUCAGAACUCGAAAUGUAGAAAUACGUACGUGUGAAGAGACUAAAGACAUAGCUAACUUGCAAAAGGCAGCCGAUUUUGUUAAGGCAUUUGUGUAUGGAUUCGAUGUGGAAGAUGCCCUAGCAUUACUUAGAUUGGACGAUUUGUUUAUUGAAUCAUUUGAAAUUAAGGAUGUAAAAACUCUGAAAGGUGAUCAUCAGUCGCGAGCGAUAGGCAGAUUGGCCGGUAAAAGUGGCCGUACAAAGUUCACAAUUGAAAACGUUACCAAAACAAGAAUUGUCCUAGCAGAUAGCAAAAUUCAUAUAUUAGGCAGUUUUCAAAAUAUUCAAUUGGCACGACGAGCCAUUUGUAAUUUAAUCAUGGGUUCCCCACCGUCUAAAGUAUAUGGACAAUUGCGGAAUGUAGCUGCUAGGGUUUCUGAGCGUGUUUAAAUACUACCAUACUUGGUAAUUAUAAUUUAUUGUGUAUAUUUUCGUUAGCAUUAAAAUUGUAAUGUAUU